GGAUGAUGAGCUUGAGAGUUUAAUGACAAUUUGUUUCUUGCGUAGUGAUGCAGAGUCACUCACAUCUUACAACAUGCGUCCAAAUGCCAUUAUAGUUUCCCUAGGACUGGCGGUUUUGCAGGCAGAAGGAUAUCAUCCUAUUUUGGUUGGUUUCCUUUUUCUCUUCCAUUCUUUGAAUAUGAUCCAAGCAUAGUAGCGGAAGUACAUGUUGACAGUCUCUGUAUCGUAGAAUACCGUAGCAUCUGAUAAUACAAGCACGAUCCAUAUUCGCGAUGUCGCACCUACGACCACAUCUGACGCUCCCGCCAAUUCCACCUCAGCUGCCUCUGGCCCAGUUGGCAUCGAUGUGUGUGAUGGUUCACCCAUCCGCAAGGGGCCCGAAUUAUCGUUCAACGCCAACAAGAGAGCGACAAUUGGGAUAGUCUGGUAGAUAACCCAAGCUCUCCUGCUACUCUUUACGCAGAUAGAGAAACUCACAAUAACGACCAUGGCUAUCAUUGCCAUAAUAUAGGGAUUGGAAUGGAAAGACGCCAACUUUUAUAGGAGUAAUUAUAGGAGCAUACGAGGAGAAUUUUCAAAGGUCUAAAGUUGAAGGAAUCGCGAAGAGAGGAUAUGCGAAUCACCGUCGAGCUGAAAAUACUAGUCCUCCAGCUACCCUUCAUAAACGAGAUGAUCCAAAUACAUCGAGCUCUAUGUUUGGUCUUUUGGGGAUUGUGUUGGGCGAUAUUACAUCCACCAUCGGUGUUGAAGAAGCAGGGUCUCCUCCAGGUUGGUAAUAUCCGCAGCGGGCACUUUUGAGUCUCAUUGUUUGACGAAGAGGUAGAUGUGAAUUGAAGGAUAAUACACUGUUGUUCGAUACACGAAAAUCAGAAUCAGAAUAGAUGACACUUUAUUUGAGAUAGAUUAAUUGAUAUGGAAGA
Botrytis cinerea B05.10 is the source of this 920-nucleotide messenger RNA. RefSeq lists its product as hypothetical. NCBI's taxonomy places the organism in Eukaryota, Fungi, Ascomycota, Leotiomycetes, Helotiales, Sclerotiniaceae. The record is from RefSeq and is a predicted model, not a curated record. The coding region runs from base 74 to 193 and encodes 39 amino acids. The transcript has a single exon.